Messenger RNA from Penicillium cosmopolitanum, 1767 nucleotides. Its product is annotated as flavin-containing monooxygenase. Lineage: Eukaryota; Fungi; Ascomycota; Eurotiomycetes; Eurotiales; Aspergillaceae. The transcript has 5 exons. The record is from RefSeq and is a predicted model, not a curated record. Bases 1 to 1767 code for a protein of 588 amino acids.
AUGGCCGGACAAGCUCGAAAGAAUGCGCUUAAAUAUUUUGAAAAAUGUUUAUCGCCUGAUGUGAAAAAGGGAGAAGCAACAGAGCGCUAUAAUGGCAUAGACGACGUCGCCUACGCAAUUUCGAGAUUACCUUUGGGUUCUCCUCGCGAACUGAAAGUCAUCUGCGUCGGUGCGGGCUUCAGUGGAUUGGCAUUUGCACGAGAAGUUGAACUGGGAAAUCUGCCUAAUGUGAAUCUCACAGUAUACGAAAAGAAUGCGUCGGUCGGAGGAACAUGGUAUGAGAAUCGCUAUCCUGGCUGCGAUAUUCCUGUUCAUAAUUACCAGUACUCUUGGGCCCCUUGCCCCUACUUCAAAAGCUACUAUGCUACCGGGAAGGAUAUCCACAAGUAUAUCGAAGCUGUCGCCGAUCAACACCAUCUCCGUAGAUACGUCAAAGUGUCCCACAAAGUCAUUGCGGCAACAUGGGUCGAAGAAAGUCAAAAGUGGCAAGUAAGAAUUGUCGUGACUGACGGGAGAGAACUGAUGGUUAGCAACCGAGUUGACAAGAGCGGAGAAUAUGGAGAGCCGUUUAUCGAAGAGUGCGAUGUCUUGAUAAAUGCUGGAGGCUGCUUCAAUGAUUGGAAGUGGCCGAAGAGCUUCAAAGGCCAGAUGAUCCAUUCAGCUGCUUGGCCCAAGGGUACCGAUCUGAAAGGAAAAACCGUGGCAUUGAUCGGAAAUGGUAGUACGGGAGUCCAAAUUCUACCCAACAUCCUUGCCGACGUGGAAAGGGUCUAUGUCUAUAUUCGCAGUAAGACAUGGGUAACGGCUAGCUUCGCACAAAGGUUUGCUGGGGCAAACGGCGCGAAUAUUAACUUUUCAGAGGAGCAAAAGGAGCAUUGGGCCAAACACCCAGACGAAUACCUGCAGUAUCGAAAAGAGGUGGAGCAAGAGCUGAAUUCGCGGUUCCGCCUGUAUCUUAAGGAUUCGGAUGCCCAAAAAGAAGCUCUUGGUUACUCCAUCUCUCAGAUGCAAGAGAAACUUUCUGCUAAGCCCGAAAUUGGUAGACGUCUUAUUCCAGAAUUUGCAGUUGGUUGUCGUCGCACUACACCGGGAAAUGGCUAUCUCGAGGCCCUUUGUUCGCCUAAGGUCGAAAUUAUCUGGGGAGGAAUCGAAUCCUUUAAUGAGGCCGGUCUGCUGGCAGAUAACGGUGAAGAGCGGUCUGUCGAUACUAUUAUCUGCGCUACAGGCUUCAAUAUGUCUUUCUCCCCUCGGUAUCCCAUCAUCGGUCGCAAUAACAUUAAUCUGCAAGAAAAGUGGGAUGACAACCCAGAAUGCUAUCUUUCAGUUACAACUGCCAAUAUGCCAAACUACUUCACAUAUCUUGGCCCAGGCAGUCCGCUUGGGCAUGGUAGUGUGGUCAGCUCUUUAGAACGCGUGACGGAGUAUAUCGUCAAGUUCGUCCGCAAGCUUCAAACCGAAAACUACAGCUCUGUUGUACCGAAAGCGCAUAUUCCUCGUGCAUACCAAAAGCAGGCUCUGGCGUGGCUUGAUAAGACUGCAUGGAACUCUAAUUGCGCAUCCACCUACAAAAAUGGAAAACCAGACGGUCCUUUGAUCUCUCUCCAUCCCGGUUCGAGAUUGCAUUAUUUCCAGCUUCUGAGUAAUCCACGCUGGGAGGACUUUGAAUGGACUAGUCUUUGUGGCGAUGAGGAUCUGGCAUUUGCUUGGCUUGGAAAUGGAUUUAUCGUGGAGGAGUGCAAGGAAACAACCGACAAGGAUCUGACGUGA